Wyeomyia smithii (pitcher-plant mosquito) is the source of this 1018-nucleotide messenger RNA. RefSeq names its product neuropathy target esterase sws-like. The record is from RefSeq and is a predicted model, not a curated record. The coding region runs from base 111 to 833 and encodes 240 amino acids. The transcript is spliced from 3 exons. Gene Ontology annotation, cellular component: endoplasmic reticulum. Gene Ontology annotation, molecular function: phosphatidylcholine lysophospholipase A1 activity. Lineage: Eukaryota; Metazoa; Arthropoda; Insecta; Diptera; Culicidae.
UGUAUGAUAUCCGACAUCAGCUACAUCAAUAUCAACAAAAGUUUUUUUAUAACACAAAAUAAUUUAAAAGUUUAUAUACCUUCGAAAUUUUCUCGUCAACAGCGGAUGUUAUGCGCGCUCAAGGUGCCGCCCAUAUAAUAGCAAUAGAUGUUGGAUCGCAAGACGACACCGAUCUGACAGAUUACGGUGAUGACUUGUCCGGAUGGUGGCUACUCUACAAACGUUGGAACCCUUUCACAUCACCAGUUAAAGUACCAAACUUACCAGAUAUACAGUCACGCCUGGCAUAUGUUUCUUGCGUGAGGCAAUUAGAGGAAGUGAAAAAGAGCGACUAUUGUGAAUAUGUUCGUCCACCAAUUGAUAGUUAUAAGACGUUGGCUUUUGGAAGCUUCGAUGAGAUAAAAAAUGUUGGAUAUGAACAUGGCAAAUCCUACUUUGAAAACAUGGCUAAAUGCGGUCGUUUAUCUCGUUUUAAUCAAUGGAGCCUGAGCAAUGUCCCUCAAAGAGUGAUGCAUUCAUUCAACGAUUACACAUUCAUUGAUUUAGCCCAAAUAGUGUGUAAGGUACCAGAAACAUAUCCGGAGCGAUGUUAUUCUUCCAGCGAAGAUGACUAUUAUGAUGGUUACGCCUCUGAACCCUCUACAAUUCCGCUGAACAAAAGUUCUUCAUUGCGAAUGAGGCGCACGGCUGGCUCAUUAUCGCUAUCCGAAAAUGAAAUGGACUCGGAUGAAUUGGAGAUACCAGUUGCAUUCAAAAAACUUCAAGGGUCAACACCAACGCCAGAAAGAAAUAGUAGCGUGCCAGCAACGCCAGAAAAAAACUGUUCACAGUGACUAAUACCAGCAUUUUAAUGAUCUUCGUUAGUUGUUUAAUACUUUUGCGUUGUUUCUUUGAAUCCCAUACCAAAUAUUGAUUCCACUUCAACUUAAAUCGCUAGAUUUUUUUGUAUAUAUGAUCAUAGGUUUGUCUAUUAGUUUUCUCAGUAUGAAAUAAAAAUAUGUUUUUAGUUGCUUAUGAA